This is a messenger RNA of Gossypium arboreum, 1642 nucleotides long. RefSeq names its product protein RETICULATA-RELATED 1, chloroplastic-like. NCBI's taxonomy places the organism in Eukaryota, Viridiplantae, Streptophyta, Magnoliopsida, Malvales, Malvaceae. The record is from RefSeq and is a predicted model, not a curated record. Gene Ontology annotation, cellular component: chloroplast inner membrane. Bases 132 to 1379 code for a protein of 415 amino acids. The transcript is spliced from 7 exons. Gene Ontology annotation, biological process: plant organ development.
GUAGCGGCUGAUCAAAACUGACUCUCACCCAGUCCUACUUCGAAGUUCAAAACAAACUAAAUUCAAUUACCUUUUUAUUUAUUUUUUUUCUUUGAUUUAAUUUUCGCUUCCACUUUCUCGCACAAAAAAAAAUGUCGAUGUCAUCACCGCCACCACGUUUCAAGCUCUCCGCUCUUUCCAAUGGCGGAGGCAACGGUUCAAUGACAAUCAAUGUGAUCGGAACCAGGAAUUUCGCUCGUUUCAAAGGGAUUAUCGAGAUCGAAUCUCGAUUGAAAUUAACUUCAUCUCGCUUCAAACUCUCCGGUUUUUCCACGCUUCAUUGCGUUAGGCCGCCUGAUUCCGCGGGUAACACGACAGAAAAUGGCGAAAUUGGUAGUGAAUCCAGUGUUUCAGACAUUGGAAUCAGUGAUCAAGAGAAGAUUGGUGGUGGCUGUGGCGGCGGUGGACGUGAUAAUGGAGGUAAUGAUUCGUUUGGUGGCGGUGGAGGUGAGGAUGAAGAGGGGAAAGAGUUUGGACCGAUAUUGAAGUUUGAGGAGGUGAAGAAGGAAGCGGAAGCUAGAGGAGUGAAACUGCCUUCCGAUAUGAUGGAUGCUGCGAAAAGUUACGGAAUUCGUAAAUUGUUCCUUCUACGGUAUUUGGAUUUGCAGGGAUCGAUUUGGCCACUUGGGUUUUUAAUGAAACACUGUUCUAUGCUUCGAGACCGAAUGCUAGCAGAUCCUUCAUUUCUUUUCAAAGUUGGAACAGAGGUAGGGAUCGAUUCUUUUUGCGCAACAUUUGCGGAAAUGAAGAAAAGAGGAGAUGCCUUUUGGUCGGAGUUCGAGUUGUAUCUUGCCGAUGUUUUAGUUGGCUUAGUGAUCGAUGUUGCUUUGGUUGGCAUGUUGGCACCGUAUGCUCGUUUCAGUCAACCAUCGGCGCCAUCCCGAGGUUUAUUUGGGAGCUUACAACAGGCUUGUUCUGCUCUUCCUAGCAGUGUUUUCGAAGCCGAAAGGCCGGGAUGUACAUUCUCGGCGAAACAACGGAUUGCGACAUUCUUUUACAAGGGAGUAUUGUAUGGCUCAGUAGGGUUUGGAUGUGGUCUUGUUGGCCAAGGCAUAGCUAAUCUGGUAAUGACCACCAAAAGGAGAAUACGAAAAUCUGACGAAGACAUUCCGGUGCCGCCUCUUCUGCGAACUGCAUCUCUUUGGGGUGUUUUCCUCGCGGUAUCUGCCAACGCUCGUUAUCAGAUAAUCAACGGGUUAGAGCAACUCGUGGAAGCAUCGCCGGUCACAAAACAAGUCCCACCGGUUGCCAUGGCUUUCACGAUCGGGGUCCGGUUCGCGAACAAUGUUUACGGUGGAAUGCAAUUUGUAGACUGGGCCAAAUGGAGUGGAGUUCAGUAGGGUGGGAGCCGAAUCUCCACAGUCCAAGCUUUUCUUCAAUGGCAUGGCUGACCAUAAAAAUAAAAAAUGCAGCACCAAACGGACUGUUUGGCAAAUUGGAUAACGGCAAUGCCAAUUUAUAGCUUUGGAGAUUUCCAUACUCGGAUCGGGAACUAGUUAGUAGAUUGAUUUAUAAAUUAAUACAGAUAAGAAAAAAUGAAAUCUUUUUUUUUAUUUUUUAUAAUUUAUUUAAUGAAACUGAAUGAAUUGAUUGAUUCGGGAAA